This is a messenger RNA of Calidris pugnax (ruff), 2939 nucleotides long. RefSeq names its product protein tyrosine phosphatase type IVA, member 2 (gene PTP4A2). Gene Ontology annotation, cellular component: nucleus. Gene Ontology annotation, molecular function: protein tyrosine phosphatase activity. NCBI's taxonomy places the organism in Eukaryota, Metazoa, Chordata, Aves, Charadriiformes, Scolopacidae. Gene Ontology annotation, biological process: protein dephosphorylation; positive regulation of cell migration. The coding region runs from base 730 to 1233 and encodes 167 amino acids. The transcript has 7 exons. The record is from RefSeq and is a predicted model, not a curated record.
UGAGGGGAACCGGGACGGGUCCGGCUGCGGAGCGAGAGGGACAGAGGAGCCACCCCCCCGGCCUCCGGCGGACCGGUGUCUGCAGCAGCCUCUUCUGUGCAGAGCUGAAGCUGAUGUUCAUGGACAGACGUAGCCUCCGACGUCAUCAGGUGUCCCGUUGGAAUAUACGUCGCACAUUUAUGGCGAUUCUGAGCGUGAGGGCAGACUUCUGCCAGGCCCAGCACAGCAUCCUGGCUGACAAGUGAGCUGAGAGCAGGGGGUUCCACGUGCCAUAAUUACUUUGCCUUGAAGACUCCAGACACAGCGAACACACUCAAAUAUAUGGGAUAUCUUCUGCCCAUUGGAAGCAUAUUCCUCUUACUGACUCUAGCAAAACUAAGCAUCAAGAAAACAAAGUGGAGAGAAAAUCUGCCCUUACUUUUUUGCCUCACCAGUGCCUAAAUGUAGAACAGGCUGCCUAGUCUUGCAUGUAGUCAGAAUUUGUGGAGUCUGAAGGAUACCAGCUGCAGUAAUUGAGGCCGAAGUUGAAUUCAAGUGGAUUCUGAAGCAAACCUGCUUUUCUAGAAGCGAAUUCUUUAAGGAACAAACACGUCAAAGCAAGCUCUGAUCAAUCCCAGGCAUUUUAGUGGUCUUUUUAAUGUGUUCUGCUGUGAAACGUUUCCAAGGUUAUUGAUUUUCUUUUUUUUUUUUAAAUUUUUUUUUGGCCCCAUACACAUUUUUUUUGCCAUUAUGAACCGUCCAGCCCCCGUGGAAAUUACUUACGAGAAUAUGCGUUUCCUGAUCACUCACAACCCAACCAAUGCAACCCUCAGCAAGUUCAUCGAGGAGCUGAAGAAGUACGGAGUGAGAACCUUGGUGCGAGUUUGCGAUGCCACUUAUGAUAAAGCUCCAAUCGAAAAAGAAGGAAUCCAGGUUCUAGACUGGCCAUUUGAUGAUGGAGCACCACCCCCGAAUCAGAUAGUUGAUGACUGGCUAAACCUGUUGAAAACCAAAUUCCGUGAAGAGCCUGGAUGCUGUGUCGCUGUUCACUGUGUUGCAGGGUUGGGAAGGGCUCCUGUACUGGUUGCACUUGCUCUCAUUGAAUGUGGAAUGAAGUAUGAAGAUGCAGUUCAGUUUAUAAGGCAGAAAAGGAGGGGAGCUUUCAAUUCCAAACAGCUGCUUUACCUUGAGAAAUACCGACCUAAGAUGCGAUUACGCUUCAAAGAUGCCAACGGUCACUGCUGUGUUCAAUAGAAAAAAAACAAAACCAAAAUAAAUCUCAAACGAAGGCAGAAGUUAGCAUGGCUGUUUUCUGGACUCUUGGCACCUGGAAAUGUGAAUCUGGAAUGAAACUACGUCAUCAAAUUAGUGGUGGAGUCAGUGCUUCUCAACCUCUGUCCUAAUGGUGGUGAUGAUUGAAAAAAAAGCAAAAUAAAAAUAAAAAUAAUUUUAAGAGAAACAUUUCAGUGAAGGAUUGUUUUCUCCUUAAGCUGCAGUUUGAACAUCUGCAAGGAGAAAAUGAGUUUCUGAACCUUCUGUAUUUUUAACUUUUUAAGAAAAGAAAUAAAGUAAAUUUUAUGUCUAAGGAAAACCAGCAGAGCAUUGGCUUGUGCAGAAACUAUUUUCUUGAUUUGAGGAAAGCACCCCACAGUUAGAGCCUGAUACAGUAAUUCCUGUGGGACUCUUGUAAAUGGAGUUGCCUUUUUUUUUUCUUUUUUUAAAAAAUCCUUGCUGGGAGCUGGCAGACAGAGGUGCGGAGGAGCCUUUGUUGCUGUAUGGGAGCAGCCUGACGGCCUUAAGCCCACCCCGGGCAUAUUCUAGAGAUUCAGUGAUGUCUGUGGUGUUUGUCUCCCUGGUGUUCAUGCUCUGCAGGUGUGAAAAAACUUCCUGGUGGGCUUUAUGGAAAGACUCACUGCCUAAAAUCCUUGGUGAAUCUGCUAAAGGCCUUUUCUGAUUGAUGGGAGGUAGUGCUUUUAAGUGUGUGUGUGUGUAUAUGCACGUGUGGGUUAUUCUAUGUGUGAGUGUGUCACAAUCUUAUUUUUCCAAAGAAUUUGGCUGAAAUGGUCAUUGUCUCUCUGUUGUCAGAUAGAAAAAUCUAUCUCAACAGAAGACUGAUGUUCAAAAGUGUCCUAGGUGAGAAAAGGGCAAUGCAGACGAGGACCUAGAAUUAAUUUUAUCUGUCAUAAGGAAGAAGAAAACGCUUUUUGCUGCUCUCCAGGCUCUCUGCCUUGCUGAAGGCAGUAAAUCAGGAUUUGGGAGGAAGGUCUCAUUUGUCUCAUCCGUGAGGUCAGGAUGGUCACGCACAGAAACGCGGUCCAUGAAUAAAAGCCCCGUCUGGGUGUUUUCCCAGCCUGACCCUCGUGUACAGUCCAGUUUAACCACCGAUUGCCUUGGUAUUUUUUAUUGGGCUCUUUUGGAGGGUGAAUCUCUAGUUACACACCAACACGCCUAUCAUCUCUUCACCAUCAGCAGACCAUAAAUACACUGAUUUUUUGGAGUGUGGACUGGCAACAUGUUCUCUUUGCGGGGCCACUGGUGUUGUCAGCGAAUUAAUCAAGACAACUCAUUUUCCAGCCUCUAAUAAGCAGUUUCAGCCAGGUUACUUCUACCAAACACAUCUUAACUUAGUGCCCUGCCCUGGUAGUGACCUCAUGCUUUCAACUUGACGUUAUGUCUGUAAUAUUCAGCUGCUGAAGGCUUUGAAUACCGGUUUAGGGUCAUUUUCCCCUGUGAUCUUUGGCCGUGGAGCACCGAAGGCUGGUGUUGGUCCGUGCCUGGGGCGGGUGUAGGCCGGUCCCUCAGCUGCUGCCGAUGCGACCUGCCUUUGCAGGAUUUCUUCCUCUUCUGGAUUUCUGGUUUCAGUCUGCAGCUUAAACCACGCAAACCUUUUCAGAACCGAAGUAAUGGACUUUUAGAAUUUUAUUCCUGGAAGGGAUUUGUAAAUUUAAGCAAAAAAAAAA